Molecule: messenger RNA, 644 nt
Organism: Cajanus cajan (pigeon pea)
Lineage: Eukaryota; Viridiplantae; Streptophyta; Magnoliopsida; Fabales; Fabaceae
Source: RefSeq, a predicted model, not a curated record
CAACCCCCAACAAUUCUCCUCACGAGUUAGGUAGUCUGAGACCCACAACAGGAGUUCUUCUUCUAUGUCUGUGAAUGUUCUAGCCAUGGACAAGGGCAAAAGGAAGAGAGGCUCACCAGAACCAACCAUGAAGCGUGCAAGGUUUCUUCCUGAUCUCAACCAACCCUUUCUUCCUGAUCUCAAUUACCCUCCUCCUCCUGAUUAUAGUGAUGAAGAGGAGCAACCACUUUUUGUUGCUCAAAAAAAUGAGGUUGUGUGGAUUCAUGAUGAAGAAAGUACUACUGGGGCAGCAACAAGGAAAGGUAAGAUGAUAAGAAAGAGUGAAAGUGGGAGCAGCUCUAACUGGAUCAAAGCAUACUGGAACAAGGUCCGUGAAUAUUGGAUAACCUCAAAGAACAAGAACGAUGCGUGCUCUGAGUAACUCAAGGUCCAGUGGCAAAGUGUUGAUAAGAAGAAUAUGUAUGUUUCAAUAAGUGUUGGUUUGCUUUAAUUUGAUCUUUGUUGUGGGAUAUAUAAAUUAAGGUUAAAUAAAUGGGGGCUUCUUUCUUUUGUGUUAAAGAGAGAUGGGGUGGGGCAAGUGUUGUAUUAUGAAAUGAGUAUAAGUUGGAGAAUCAAUAUAAUUAAUUUGGUUAUGAGUUGUGAUA